AAUAAAUAAAUUCACCAUACAUCUAUCUUACAUAAAACCCUUUGAUAAUAUUCACCUUGCGCUUCUUAUACCAUUUCCUUUAUAUUUUUUUUCUUUCCUUUUUUGGUGCUUAAUUGCUAAGGGAGAGUCCUGUGAUGGGGGACUCGAGUAUGGUUGAAGGCUCCGCCAAAGCGGCGACGGUGGCCGGAAUCCAUAACGGAAGUGAAGGUGAAGAAGAUAAAGGUAGGGUUGAUGAAGGUGACCGGAGUUGCGGAGGAAAUCGAUGGCCGAGGCAAGAGACUUUAGCUUUGUUGAAGAUACGUUCGGACAUGGAUUCCGUUUUCCGGGACUCUACUCUCAAAGGUCCAUUGUGGGAAGAGAUUUCCAGGAAACUAGCCGAGCUUGGAUAUCAUCGAAGUGCCAAGAAAUGCAAAGAGAAAUUCGAGAAUGUUUAUAAGUACCACAAGAGGACCAAAGAUAGCCGAACAAGCAAGGCGGAUGGCAAGACCAAGACUUACCGUUUCUUCGAUCAAUUAGAAGCCUUUCAAAAUAGUCAUUCACUCCAAUCAUUAUCACCUUCGAAGCCGAUGCUGAAUGCACCUCAAACCAACAACGCCACUGUACCAUCGAUGGCGGUUCCUACGAACCCUUGUUCUUUUAAUCUGUCGUCGAAUCUUUUCUCGACUUCCACCUCCUCUUCGACCACGUCCAACGACGAUUCGUAUCAGGGAAGCGGCGGGAAGAAGAGGAAAUGGAAGGAGUUUUUCAAGAGGCUGACUAAGGAGGUGAUCGAGAAACAAGAGGAGUUGCAAAACAAGUUCUUGCAGGCCGUUGAGAAGUGCGAGCAGCAAAGGAUGACUCGAGAAGAAGCUUGGAGGAUUCAGGAAAUGACAUUGAUCAAUAAAGAACAUGAGAUUUUAGUCCAGGAAAGAUCCAAGGCGGCUGCAAAAGAUGCUGCGGUGCUUUCAUUCUUGCAAAAGAUAUCAGCUCAGCAGGCACCGAGUACGGUGCAAGUGCAAUCUCCACUGCAACAAGAGAAUCCUUCGUUAUUGCUUCCAGCUCCUAUGCAGCAGCCGAAACCACAACCGCCAAUCCAAGCCUUAAAUUUCGAUAAUGGAGGAAACAACAAUAAUAAUAAUGUGGUUCCAGUUUCACUUUCACCAAGUCCUUCACGAUGGCCAAAAACUGAAAUCGAGGCUCUUAUAAAGCUUAGAACCAAUCUCGACAUUAAGUAUCCAGAAAACGGACCAAAGGGUCCUCUCUGGGAGGAGAUCUCAUCCGCCAUGAGAAAUCUGGGAUAUAAUCGGAGCGCAAAGAGAUGCAAAGAAAAAUGGGAAAACAUCAACAAAUACUACAAGAAAGUAAAAGAAAACAACAAGACGAGGCCCGAAGAUUCCAAGACAUGCCCAUACUUCCACCAGCUGGAUGCACUUUACAAAGAGAAGUUAACUAAGCCAGACAGCAGGACGAUGGCACCACUAAUGGUACGGCCGGAACAGCAAUGGCCGCCGCAGCAAGAAUUUAGCCGCCAGGCGGUGGCGGCGGCGCUGAUGGAAGAAGAAGCUGACAAGGAAAACCCGGAUCAGAUUCAAGAUAACGAAGACGAUGGUGAUACCGAGGAUGAAUACGAAGGGAAUGAUUUCAAGUUGGUAGCGAAAACUGCUCGAAUCGGCAGUGGCGGCGAGUGAGAGACAACAAAGGAAACUUCUAAUCAAAGAUGACAUUAACUGGAGGCAUCAUCACUGACAGAGGUUGUUUUUACUAUAGUACUAUGUUUACUGUAGUAAUAAAUAUAUAAAAACAUACGUAUAAUCAUAAAAACAUGAUUUUUAUUUUU
This is a messenger RNA of Hibiscus syriacus, 1816 nucleotides long. RefSeq names its product trihelix transcription factor GT-2-like. NCBI's taxonomy places the organism in Eukaryota, Viridiplantae, Streptophyta, Magnoliopsida, Malvales, Malvaceae. Bases 135 to 1667 code for a protein of 510 amino acids. The transcript has 2 exons. The record is from RefSeq and is a predicted model, not a curated record.